AUGGGGGUUGUGGUUUGGCGACUGGCAAGCAUAGAGAUCGAGGUCGUGAGCCGAAGCGUCGGCGUACUGGGAUCUGAGAUGCAACAUCAAUAUGGGCGACGAGUAGGAGAUAUCGAGAAGCUUCGAACGGCGUCAACAGAGGUAGAGACUCGAUUCUCUAUUUGUGCGGUGAGGCUUCAAUCUGCGGCGACGGUGGUGGAAGAUGCGUUGUCCGUAGGCCUGUCGGUUCGGUUCGGGUAA
Molecule: messenger RNA, 240 nt
Organism: Linum trigynum
Lineage: Eukaryota; Viridiplantae; Streptophyta; Magnoliopsida; Malpighiales; Linaceae
Source: the annotation of a GenBank genome assembly